AUCACUUUCGCACGUUGAAGUAAAUACUGUUCGUCGCAAUUGGGGGUGCAUAAAUCUGGUGAAUAAACUAAAUGCUCGUCGCAUCUGAAAAAUGUUGUUGAAUCUUCGUCUCGAUGGAUGUAGCUUACACGUUCUCUGCUCCACGAAAACCUUACCGAUCUUCCCUCUCGAUAAAGUCCCAUCCUUUAAGAAAGUGAAGCAGAAUUACGUACCGGGAACCCACGACGGUGACAAAGGAUCCCAGAAAAGCACCAGACACUGCGACCGAGGAGGAAUUGGCACUGUUGCCCACGAAGUCAUAGCCGGAAAAAACCUUCUUAUUGUAAACCCAGGUGAUAAUAUCAUCGUAAAAUCAAGGAUUUGUGAUGGGUUUGUUGAUAAGAGAGCCAAAGAUGCCGGAAUCGGUGGGAACGGUGUGUUCGGUAAAGUGCACGCCAAGUGUUCGACGAAAGGUCUAAACUACGGAGGAUGUAUUCCCGCCAUUUUAGAGGCUCUGGAUCGUGUUGAGGAUGUUGAAGAGGCGUUGAGUCCAUGGGCGGAGAGGCUUAGCAACAAGGAGAGGACGAUUAUUUUGAAGGAGCAGACGCGGUGGGAGAGAGCGGUGGAGAUUUUCGAGUGGUUUAAGAGCAAAGAAUGCUAUGAACUGAAUGUUAUUCAUUACAAUAUCAUGCUUCGGAUUCUUGGGAAAGCUCGUAAAUGGAGGUAUGUGCAGAGUCUAUGGGAUGAAAUGAUGAGAAAAGGCAUCAAGCCGAUUAAUUCAACGUAUGGGACUCUCAUUGAUGUUUAUAGCAAAGGCGGGCUUAAAGUACAUGCGCUUUGUUGGCUAGGGAAGAUGAGCAAGAUUGGGAUGCAGCCUGACGAGGUUACAACGGGGAUUGUUCUUCAAAUGUAUAAGAAGGCAAGAGAAUUUCAGAAAGCAGAGGACUUUUUCAAGAAAUGGUCGUUUGGGAUGGGAGACAACAAUGUGGAAUCUCAUGUUUGCUUGAGCUCUUAUGCUUACAACACGAUGAUUGAUACGUACGGUAAGUCCGGCCAGAUAAAAGAGGCUUCAGAGACGUUCAAGAAGAUGCUAGAAGAAGGUAUUGUGCCAACCACGGUGACUUUUAAUACCAUGAUACAUAUGUAUGGCAACAACGGUCAGCUUGGAGAAGUGAGUUCCUUGAUGAAGAUGAUGAAGCUUCAGUGCUUACCUGAUACAAGAACAUACAACAUUCUCAUUUCGCUUCACACGAAGAACAACGAUAUUGAAAAGGCAGGGGCCUACUUCAAGGAAAUGAAAGACGCUGGGCUUAAACCGGAUCCUGUAAGUUACCGCACCCUACUCUAUGCAUUUUCUAUAAGACAUAUGGUUGAGGAAGCUGAAGAGCUUGUAGCGGAGAUGGAUGGUAAUGAUGUUGAGAUUGAUGAGUACACGCAAUCCGCUCUCACUCGAAUGUAUAUAGAAGCAGAAAUGAUUGAGAAAUCAUGGUCAUGGUUCAAAAGGUUUCAUUUUGCGGGUAAUAUGAGUUCUGAAGGCUAUUCAGCCAACAUUGAUGCCUAUGGUGAGCGUGGAUAUCUAUCAGAAGCCGAGAGAGUAUUCAUCUGCAGCCAAGAAGUGAACAAGAGAACAGUUCUUGAGUACAAUGUGAUGAUCAAAGCGUAUGGAAUCGGUAAAAGCUGUGAAAAGGCGUGUGAAUUGUUUGAGAGCAUGAUGAGUUAUGGGGUCACACCGGAUAAGUGUACAUACAACACUCUUGUACAGAUCCUCGCGAGCUCUGACAUGCCUGAUAAAGCCAGAGGCUACCUGGAAAAAAUGAGAGAAACUGGAUACGUGAGCGAUUGCAUACCUUACUGUGCGGUAAUAUCGAGCUUUGUGAAACUUGGUCAGCUCAAUAUGGCAGAGGAAGUGUAUAAAGAGAUGGUUGACUUCAACAUAGAACCCGACGUUGUUGUUUAUGGAGUCUUGAUCAAUGCCUUUGCGGAUACAGGAAACGUUCAAGAAGCUAUGAGUUAUGUAGAAGCCAUGAAAGAAGCUGGGAUUUCAGGAAACUCUGUUAUACACAACUCUCUGAUCAAACUCUACACUAAAGUCGGGUACUUGAGUGAAGCUGAAGCUAUAUACAGAGAGCUUCUUCGAUCUUGUAACAAGACUCAGUAUCCUGACGUAUACACAUCGAACUGUAUGAUCAACCUGUACAGCGAGAGGUCGAUGGUGAGAAAAGCAGAGGCGAUAUUCGAUAGCAUGAAACAGAGAAGAGAAGCAAACGAGUUCACGUUCGCAAUGAUGCUGUGCAUGUACAAGAAGAACGGUAGGUUCGAAGAAGCGACUCAGAUAGCGAAACAGAUGAGAGAGAUGAAGAUUCUCAACGAUCCUUUGAGUUACAACAGUGUUCUUGGUUUAUACGCAUUGGACGGGAGAUUCAAAGAAGCUGUCGAGAUUUUCAAAGAGAUGGUUUUGUCCGGGACUCGACCCGAUGAUUCGACGUUUAAAUCACUUGGAACCAUUUUGAUUAAACUCGGGUUAUCGAAGAAAGCUGUUCGUAAGAUCGAGGAAGUGAGGAAACAAGAGGUUAAGAGAGGAUUAGAUCUUUGGAUCUCAACACUUUCGUCUCUUGUUGGGAUUCAAGAUUGCGAUGAGCUUUAGGGUUUAAGAGUUGUUUUGGUAGAUGUUUAGCUAAAUCAAUGUAUAUAAGAACCGUUUAAAAGACUAUGUAAAUCUUUGAAACGGGAGAUUAUACAAAAUUGAACAAAAAAAGAAGCA
This is a messenger RNA of Eutrema salsugineum, 2740 nucleotides long. RefSeq names its product pentatricopeptide repeat-containing protein At3g23020. Bases 92 to 2623 code for a protein of 843 amino acids. Gene Ontology annotation, molecular function: protein binding. The record is from RefSeq and is a predicted model, not a curated record. NCBI's taxonomy places the organism in Eukaryota, Viridiplantae, Streptophyta, Magnoliopsida, Brassicales, Brassicaceae. The transcript has a single exon.